UGAAACAAACACACAGUAGGCUUUUGCAUAGUGACAGAAGGAGGUCAAAGACUGAAUGCAGGCAGUUUAAAAAGAAUCAAAGGCAAGGUAGUGAGGAGUUGACUAGCUGCAGGUGGCUUAGAACAAAGUAAAUACAAGAAACAGGUUGAUCAGGUAUACAGGGAUGUUACAACUGCUAUUCUCGACCACUUUUUGACUCAGCGAGGUGAUGUGGUGAAUAUUUAGUCAAAUCAAAUGAAAUUGAAGUUUGAAGACUUUCAUAAUCUACAACAAAGAGGGACACAAGACGUUGCACUGUGACUGAACAUUAUGACAUCACAGAGGAGAACCUGGACUUUCUCAUCCAUGCGUUUUAGGUCUAGACCAUCACAGGAUGAAGGGGAAAAUUAUUUCAGGAGGCAAUUAUUUUCCUCUUUCAGAGAAACGUCUAAAACUCAAGAAGACAAUGUUUCCAGUGACAUAGAUAUGAGACGAGCUUUCUCAGAUGGAGGGAUUGAAACCAGCAAAGGUGCCUUCCUUCCAGUUGAAGAUGAAGACCAAGAGAUGGGAGCCAUGAAGAGGUUCAGUACCUUUUUUACGUCCUUCCGUGGGAAAAACAGCAGAGACAGAUUCUAUUUUGUAGGAGCAUCUAAGGAACCAGACCUACCUGUUAGCACAGAGCUCUCUCCUGUGGAACAGAAGUCCAAGGAGCAGCGCUACACUAGCGGACAGUUUUUCUUUGAGUAUCUGGUGGUGGUGAGGCCUAAGCAGACCAAAGAUCAGACUUAUGAACCACAGAUCAUCUAUCAGUUUCCCAAGAAGGAUGGAAUGGUGCGAUUUCAGAAAGAGGAGGAAGAGAAGACGUUGAAGGCUCUCACACUCUUUUGCUUUCCCGAGGGUGUUAACUGGGCUCCCUUAACAGAAUAUCGCAGUGAAACAUUCUCUUUCGUGCUUACAGAUGUUGAUGGAACCAGGAAGAAUGGAUACUGUAGGAGGCUGUUGCCGGAUGGAAAGGGUGCUCGUCCUCCUGAAGCCUAUUGUAUCAUCAGUAAUUUAGCCUGCUUUGGACUCUUUUCCAAGAUCUUUGAUGAGGUUGAGCAACGUAGGAAGAUGUCCAUGGCAAUGAUCUACCCAUUUAUGCAGAGCCUGAGGGAGGCGGCAUUUCCUGCCCCGGGACACACUGUUAAAAUCAAGAGCUUUAUUCCAGAAAGAGGCACUGAAAUCAUCAGUUUGACUCGCCCAACAGACUCGUGGCUAGAACAUGUGGAUUUCCGUACAUUGUUCAGUUGUCUGUCGGAUGAGGAGGUGCUUCAGGUGUUUGCUGCUGCAGUGCUAGAACGAAGGAUCAUCUUCAUCGCAGAGGAGCUUGGUACAUUAUCACAGGUGAUUCAUGCAGUGACAGUUCUCCUCUAUCCAUUCAUCUGGCAGCACACACUCAUCUCCAUCGUACCCGAGAUCCUGAUCGACGUUGUCAUGGCACCUACGCCAUACCUUCUGGGUGUCCAGAAACGGCUUGCUGAUCAGAUCACUGACCAGACUGAUCUGCUUAUUGUUGACUUGUCAGAAGGCAGAAAGGCGACAUUUAUCAAGAGGACGGGAGAUGAGGACACAAUAUUACCUCACAAACUCAAAGACGAAAUCAAGCAGGCCCUCAGUGCCAAAAAUGACAAAUCAAGUCUUGAGGAGUUGAACCGAGUCGUCCCAGAAGCAUUUUUGCCAUUUUUUAUUAAGACUGUUGGACACUUUUCUAAAUACAUCGUACAAAAUGGCCAAAACAAUCAGGUCGAGUUCCAGCAAAGGAGUUUCUAUAAAGCUAUUGAAUCAAAGAGCACACGGCGGUUUGUAAAGAAAUUUGUUCAGACACAGAUGUUUGACCUCUUCAUUCAGGAGGUCGAACAGAGACCAGCCUCUCAGGAUGGCACAGGGUUUUUUGAGAGAAAGAUCGCUGAAUACCAGAAAAAGAUGAGAGAGAAGGCAAAGAAACACUAGUGGCAAUGCUCACUAAUGUGGUUGAUUGUAAAUCUUGUGUGAAAUAAAUUAAUUGGUAGUAAAAUAAUUUUAAAGAAUGUAGAUAGGAUUAUAUUUAUGAUUUUAGUUUUUUAGUUUAGACUUUUACAGCUGUUUGUCAUUUGUGUUUGAUCUUGUUGGGUGUCGGGGUGUUUGUAUUGUGAUGAGCUGCUGUAUUUUAUGUAAGGCUUGUUUCAGAAAGACACUCUGGGCAGUGAUUUUGACCAUACGGUUCAAUGUUGCAGAAGCUGAGCCAUUGGAAACAUGCAGAAUUGAAAUACAUUCUGUAUCAAUCUUUAUAAAUGAAAAUAAUACAAAUUCAGUCUGAUAUGAAACAAAAAAUAAAUUUCAUCUCCACAUUUUGCAGAUGUCUAUAUAUGUAAAAUGGGUUUCUUAUCAUAUUAAAAGUGAAAAAGUC
Xyrauchen texanus (razorback sucker) is the source of this 2404-nucleotide messenger RNA. RefSeq names its product DENN domain-containing protein 2D-like. The transcript is spliced from 16 exons. Gene Ontology annotation, cellular component: cytosol; nucleoplasm. Bases 310 to 1968 code for a protein of 552 amino acids. The record is from RefSeq and is a predicted model, not a curated record. NCBI's taxonomy places the organism in Eukaryota, Metazoa, Chordata, Actinopteri, Cypriniformes, Catostomidae.